Molecule: messenger RNA, 9794 nt
Organism: Xyrichtys novacula (pearly razorfish)
Lineage: Eukaryota; Metazoa; Chordata; Actinopteri; Labriformes; Labridae
Source: the annotation of a GenBank genome assembly
GUGUCCGGCCCUGCACUCCUGUGUGAGAUGCACACUAAGAGCCAAUGAGGAGGUAACCGUGGUCACUGUUUCCCUGAGGACCGUCUGGCGGCGAGGGCCAUUAAUUAUAAGAGACAGGCAGACAGACAGCUAGCCAGCUCACCAGACAGACGGACAGACAGACAGUACCGCAGAGAGCGCAGACAGGCCUGACAGGAGCAGGCCCGACAAAUACAAAGAGAGAGGAGGAAGAGCAGCAGCACGAGCGGCCAAGAAAAAUAAUCCUCCCCCUGUAGCGGCUGCAGCUCCGCGCACCGCCCCGCUUCUCCUGCUGCCAGAGGACUAUGAGUAAAUACAUUCAGGCAUAAUAACCCUUUGUCAUAAGAGAAAGAAACGCCAUUUGCGACGGGGAUAAAUAAUUGAAAAAAAUGCGGCUGUCCGACUGCGCAUCCCUGGGAGUGAGUAGUGAAAUGCUGCGCCAGUGUCCCGGCUGAGAGACGGAGCCGAUCUGACCCAACAUAUGCUCCUGAGCUUUUUCCCCCUCCUGACAUUACACAAUAUCGCUGCCAAAAUCAUCGUUUCCAACAUGGUAAGUUCUUUUCUGUUAUUUUUAACGGGGGCUGUGUCGGCGACGAGCGGCCUGUUGGGGAAAUGCACAUCCGGGACUGUAUUUUGGGAGAAGUCAUAAUAUUUUAUGAAUCAUAACUUGUUAUGAUGUGGGAGCGCGCGUGGCGUGCAACAGGUCGCCGUACAGUAGCGAGGACGCGCAUCUCAGCGCCGUAUUUUGCGCUUGUUUCCAAACUGUGGCGUUUAUAACGUCCCACCGUCGUGUACGCGAACAUUUUGGCAAGAUGGCACGAAAGAUUCGAAAGCGUAGUCGACACAAUGGACUUCUGUUUUUUUCCAAACAGGCAGCGAUAUUUGCUCAUUUUAAACAAAUAGAUAGCCUAACUGUGAGCGAGUUAUUACUUCUAUCUCGUCUAUAAUAUUAUCGAUUGCGCAGUGACACGCGUGUUUUCAUCAUAAUUGAUUUAUUUCUGAUGAUUUAGUGUCGGCCAACAAAAACAGUUUAGGUUUCACAAUAAUGAGCUAAUUAGCUCACGGCAGAAUUUACAUGAGUUCGAUGUUAAAGCUGUUUGUUAUAUUCAAUGAACAGAACCCAGUCUUAAAAAAUGGAGGACCCCUUUUGAAAAAUUAAGACAAAUUAUUUUUAAUGUUUCUACUACCUCGAGGACCACAGACUUCACACCAAGCAGCAGAUGUGUUUUAUUCUCCUUACCUAGCCUCAGUGAGACAUAGCCUAAAGGAGCUGGGGGUUUCGGUGGGUGGUGGGUGUCUUAUAGGGCCUGGGUGAAAAAUGAUUUUCCUCCCCACUCUGUCUUUCUUUCUCUACCUCUCUCCACGUGAUAAGCAGUCGAGUUGAGGGUGAAAAGAGAGCAUUGUGCCUCCAGUCAGUGGCCUUAUGUGCUGGAGAGGCUCUAAGAGGGUGAUGCUCACUCAGCUGUGCUCCCUCAACGCCAUUGUUGCAAAUUCCACCUCAUUUCAGCCGCUCUGUUUACUGAGCUCACACACAUGAGCCUGUGUGGAGCAUCAUGCAUUCUCACACACUAACCUUGAACAGGCUGGGUUAGACUGUAUGCCUGAGCAACAAGGUGGCCUUUGACAUUAAAUUCUGUUUAAAUAUGCGUAAAGCAGAAUUCAUGAAAAGGGGAUGGUGCUGACUUUUGUGUCCACCUGUGUGCCGAGUUCCCCUCUUUCGCACGCAGGGAUAAUCUAAAGGGGAGAUUGAGAUUUGUAGGAUCGUGAUCAGUGCAGGAAAGCGUAGGGACAGGCCAUUAUGCGAUGAACUUGAGCGUCAAUUUAUGAGGGUUUACCAAAGAGAGGCAGUGGACUCUUGGCUCAAAAGAAGGGGUGUUCACUCGCCAUUUGAAUGCAAAGUAGAGGAUGAACAAGUGAGCUGUGUGAGUGUGUGUGUAUGUGUGUGUGUGUAUGUGUGCAAGGAAGGAGGGCCAACGGUGAGUUUUGAGAAAAGGGAGAAUUGUCGAGAGAAACUGUCACAUGGCACUUUAGCUGUUUUUCUUUCUCUGCACCACAAUGCCACCAACGUGGACAGGCUUUGUUCAGAUCAAUCAGCUUGGAACCUAGGUUAUAGUGUUACUUUUUUUUUUUUGGAAAAAGUACUUUAGUUUGUCUUCAUUUUUUGCCUUGCCUCUGAGUAAUUUUAGACACCUACUUUUUCCAGUGUGCAAGGAGGCAGAAUAGAAGUUGUGUGUUGGCCAAUGUGCACCUCCGUCGGUCCCAUCCUGCAGAAGCAUGUCCCGUCGGAAACAGAAACGACCUCAGCAGCUUAUGAGCCUGACCCUCGGUGCCUGUCGGAUACCUGAGCAUGGUGAGAAAGACUAUAUAUCCAGAAAGUACUGCUCUUCCAAUAGAGUGUUCAUAUUGGACGGUUUGGGUGGUUUAUUAAGCUCUUGUAGUCAUUUCUCGUGGACAUGCAGAGAUCAUGCCGAAAACAUUUCAUAGUGUUAGUAUAUUGUUUAUAUCUGCUACAUUAUUCUAACCCAUCAUGCAUUUCACUGUUGCACUAAACUGUAAUUUUCCACUUAAGGUUACGAGGCCUUCCUAAUAUGAAAGUUUUAUUUACCACAUUCAUCAUUCAUAAAUUGUUUCUGAGUUUGAGUUUAAUCUUUUUAGUUUAAUUUUCAUUGAAAAAGUUAACAAUAUUUGAAGUACACAGUUUUAGGUGCAUGUUAUACUUGCACAGAGAGAAAGAAGGCAUCUUGAAUUACUGGCCUGCAGAGUCUUUAAUUCAUUCUCUGUGGUGGCAGCCAUUAGCCGCUUUCUUUGCCCUGUAAAAACCAAAUGUCUUCACUCCUCAUCAAUGCCAGGUUCAAAGACAUGGACCACCCAGAAUCGAGGAAUAUCCUGUAAACCUCUCUAAGAACAUCUGUGAGGUGAACAUUGAGCGAAUCUGAAAAUAAAUUAGUCAAAGCAAGACGUCGGUUGGGCUGAGGCUUUAAGAUGAGCAUGAGAAGGUGAAGAAAAAGGAAACAUUGUGAGGCACUGUAUAAGGUGUUCUUACUCCAAUAGCAUUAGACCCCAUUGUCCUCUUUCAGCUUUGUUGCUGGGCACUGAAGCAUGAGCAUACCCAUGAAGAAAGUGUGUAUGUGACAGGGGUUUGUGUGAGUGUGUCCACAAGUAUGUGUAUUUGUUUGUGUCCAGACACUCCAGUUACAGGAAAAGGGCCCACAUUGUGUCAUAAAAACUUUGCUUUCAGCUAAUGGCUGCAAGUUUUGUAUGUGCUCAUGUGUGAGUGAUAAACCUGGUGCAAAAAGAAGACUUUGAUUUCUUAUGUCUCUGUUUUGUGGAUCGACAGGCCUACUGUGUGUGUAUGCUUCACCAUGUCCCCCUGUGCUUCUUUGGGCUAAGUUAGCUUGUUGAUGGUCUGUGAGUCAUCAUGUCUGUCUGCAAGGCUGUUUGUUUUCUUUGCACGACACCUCUCUCCUCUGCCUGGCGCUAAACCAUAUCAGGAAUGUGACCUUAGAGUGUUUAAGGUCAAGUCUGCCAGCCAAUCAGGCACCCACUACAGUGUCCAGUAUCCAGCCAGGACCUAACCCUGACCACCCCUGUGGGCUACAUGGGGGAUGGGCUCUUAAGGAGAUGAAAGAAAGACAGAUUGAAUGGAAGAAGAAAGAGAAAGAGAGGCAGGGAUGGAAGAGUGUCUCAGUGAGUGAGUGUGGCUUCUUUUAUUGGGAUGGGGGGUGGGGGUGAGGUAAAGUCCACUAUCUUGUGCGUGUUGCCCUGGAAACAAGGUAGACUCCUCUACGGGUGAGGAGAGUAUUCUUGCAAAUCAAUGGAAUCUGUGUGUCUGGUGUGUAUGUGUAUGUUAGCAGGUGUGCCUGCAUGCAUGUCAUGUCCAGUUCGCAUGUGUGUGUGUGUCUGUGUGUCUGUGUGUGUGGCAACAGUAGCAAGGAGUAUGCAGUUGAUGAGGGAGGACAGAACAAAAAGGAAAAGGAAGCAGGGGGUGAAUGAUUAGGUGGUGCAAAUUAAACCAAGUUGCCGAAAGUCACCUCUUAGACAACUCCCAUUUCCUUAACACCAAGUUUUCACCUGAUGACAUCUAUCAUUUGUCCUUGUUUGAGUGUUUCAGUGCCAUGAAAUGAGAAUGUAUAAUUAGAAUACUUUUAACAAAUAAAGCUAUUACACAGAUGGUUUACAAUCUUUUUAAGCGAGAUUAUUUUGUUACAGUCAAAGAUGACAAAAUUUACACUCAGAUUUUCUCCUUUCAAUUUCCCCAGAUGAUAACUUGGCAUUGAAGUCCCACCCCUCUCAACUUAUCCUGGAUUCUCCUUUGUGCUCUCCAUCCUCCUCUCUUCAAAGCUCCCAGUUGCACCUCUCACUUUGUUCAACUCUCAAGGGCUCUCAGACUCCCUCGCCACCCACUGAGGGUCCACUGCUAUCCUGCUCAACCAGCCAGUCCUCCAAGGGCUCACAGCCCUCUCUCCCUCCCAAAUUCCCUUACUCUCCUCUCCUUUCCAACACUAAAGAUCCCCUUGCCCUCCAACUGUCUGACUCCAAUCCUACUCUAUCUUCAAGUGCCCUAAUCAACUCCUCUAGAAGUGCAGACAUGGCUUCCCCCAAGCUGGGACUGUCUGCCACCACUACCACCUCUUCAUCAUCCUCAUCGUCCUCUGCCUCCCUUUGUCCGCCACCACAUCCUGGAAGCCCCAGCCGUGUGCCUGAAGGCCCUCCAAGCCCUGUUACCCCCACUCCUAGCCCAGGAGUGGCAUCAUCCUCAUCUGGACCCUCCAGGGCUCAGCUGAGCAUUGCCCUGAUCCUGGAGGAACUGCGAGUGCUGCAGCAAAGGCAGAUCCACCAGAUGCAGAUAACAGAGGAAAUCUGUAGACAGGUGCUACGCCUUGGAGGAGCCUCUUAUUCCAUAGAUGCUCCCUCCCAGCAUAUCCUCCCUUCCUUGCCUCAGCUCUGUCUUGAAGGCAGCAAAAGGGCAGCUAGUCCAACCACUGAGCCAACUGCAACUCAGCCUCCCACAUCUGUGGCUCCCCUCCUGGCGUGUUUCUCCUCCCUUCUGCCCUCUCAAGUAGCAAGCAAGCCAACAAAGCCCAGCAGUUCAUUGUCUCAAAUCCUGCAGCCCCACAAGUCUCAAAUAGAAGGGGCAGUAGGGUCUGCUGGAGCUCAUGGUUAUCUCAGGGGAAGUUCUCGGUCAACAACUUCCUCCACUCCCUCCUCUGCUGCCAUCUCUAUGGCCUCCUCUAACUGUCCUCUACCCCUGUCUUUAGCUCUGCCCAAUCGCUAUCUUCAUGAGAAAUCACCAAACACCUCUGCACAGAGUGAGCAAAGUGGUAUGUCCUUCCUGAACUCAACCCUCUCUGCCUCAGUCCAAAUGAUGCCAAAUUCCCAACAAAGUCUGCAGUCUCUCUCUGGAGGAACAGACCCCUCUGCAUCCAGCUCUAACACUACUGGUCGCCUCCAACAUGCCUGUCGCUUCUGUGGCAAAACUUUUAACGGUGACUCUUCCCUACAGAUACAUCUUCGCUCACACACAGGGGAACGACCCUACCAGUGUCCUGUUUGCCUUAGCCGCUUCACCACACGUGGAAACCUUAAGGUUCACUUCCUACGCCAUCGUGAGCAAAACCCAGAGCUCUCACUGUCACUUCUGCCGCCUUCUCUGUUUGGAGUGGCACUGGGGACCACUAGGGUGUCUGAUAUGGGACAGGCAAUAAGCAGUGCAAGUAGUACUAGUGGUAUGAAUAUGAUACAAAAGAAGCCUAGAAGCAGGCCUGAGGAUGAGACAUGUGGAGAGCAUUUGGAAGUUAGUGGAACCAGUGCUGGUUUUUCUCUGGGGGCCUCUGGAGGAUCUACUCCUUCUACUUUACCCCUGCCCCCCAGUGUGGAUCUGGCUUUGAUUUCUCACUCUCUCCUUCAGCUCAAUAGGGCUGCUGCUGUUGCAGCUGCAGCUUCUAUCACUUCUGGCUCAGCCCAGUCAUCCUCCUCUUCAGCCUCCACCUCCUCACUGGCUACUUCGCUCCUUUCAAACCCCUCUUUGUCUCCAUCUUCCACCAUUGCAGGGUUAUUCAAAGGCACAAAACAGCAGCACUUUGAUGAGAAUACUCCCCCCCACGCUCCAAUGCUUUCACCUGCAGCUUACUCUCAGCUAGCCAACCUGCCCAAGCUUCUCUUCCCAUCUGUCUCCACUUCUGCCUCUAGCCCAGCUUCACAUGCCUCCCUCUAUAACCACCCAGCCUUGGGCUUGCUGCGCAACCCCCUACCCUCUACCCCAGGCUCUAAUCAACUUGCUUCAUCCAGUCAUUCCCAGCUUUCAUUUCCUUUCUCUGCCUUUCCCAAAGUCCCAGGUCCAGCCACCACUACUCCCUCUUCACUGCCGUCUUCCAUGGCUACCUCCACCCCUACAUCUGAAACCUCAAAGCUGCAAAGGCUGGUGGAGAAAUUAGAGAAGGUGCCUCCCGGCUCCUCUUCUCUAUGGGCCUCCUCUACUUCCUCCUCCAUGCUGGAGAUGUUGUCUAGCAGUAUCACUACCUCUUCAGCAAGAUCAGCCAAUAGCAGUUUCACAAAUGCCAGCACUUCAGCAACAUAUGUCAUGGCAUCCCCACCGUCCUCAACUCUAGUCUCCACCUCUGUUUCAAACCUGACAAAUGAGAUGGUUGCUGCCUUGGGUAUGAGUGCCAAUGGAAGAAAUGCCUUGGCGGGGGGCUUGCUACCACCACUUACCAUCACAGGACCAACUGGUAACAUGGCAACCAAUCAGUGUGGAGUGUGUCUACGAGUGCUGAGUUGUCCUAGAGCGUUGCGUUUACACCAGGCUACUCAUCUUGGAGAAAGGCCUUUUCCUUGUAAGAUAUGUGGCAGAUCCUUCUCUACCAAAGGCAGUCUAAGGUCACAUGUGGCCACACAUCAUGCCCGACCACCAAAUGCACGUGUCCAGAACUCUUGCCCACUGUGCCAGCGCAAGUUCACCAAUGCCCUGGUGCUCCAGCAUCAUAUCCGUAUGCACCUUGGGGGGCAGUUGCCCACAGAUAUCACAGAGGAUCCCACACAGGAGACACCAGCUGACUCAAAUGCCAAACCCUUGUCACAAUCCCAGUCCCAGUCCCAGUCUACUGACUCAAACACCUGUACAAGUAAAACACCUCCUCUAGCAGGUCACCCUACAAGCCCAGCCCCUAGUACAUUAUUUCAAACUCCAGAUGUUGGCUCUGUCCCUGUCUCUAGCAGUGGAAAAUCAGUUGAGUUAACCAAAAAUCCCAGUAAGUCUGGGUCCCCCAGCCCUGACCUCAUUCCCCCCUCUGACCUUAGCCCUGACCCGUUCAUGAAUACUACAACACAAACCCCACCACCUGGCAGUGUAGAUCCCCCUGUACUGUGUGUCAGUGCUUCCCUACUAUCCCCCCAAGAGAUGGAUCAAGUCUCUCAAGUUGACAACACAGUUGAACGACAAGCCAAUGCCUCCACUGUCACCAAAACCACAGUACCACCUAACGCUAUGGAAGAGGACUGUGGAGAGAGCGGGGCAUCUACCUCCUCCCUCCUUGGCUCCAAAUCUAACCAGGAGGACUUACAAAGCACACCUGGCAUUGAUGCCCACUUAGCUUACACUUCUCCUGGUACUUCCUCUAACACCAUAUCUUGCCAAGAUGAUCCUAAUAUUAAUCCAACACCAAUAUUAGAAUCAGACUCAGUCCCCCCAAGGCCUCAAUCACCAGAGCCUAUGGAAGAAGAAGAAGAAGAAGAAGAAGAUCAGCCUCCACCACCAGCAACACCAAAGCAAGACCAAGCAACUGUGCCUGAUGAGGACCCAAAAAUAGCGCCCACUUUGGACACUUCUGACAAUACUGGUGUUGAAGUAAGGGGUGCAUCACAGAGAGCUGCCACUUUUGUAAGAGAGACGCGCCAGAGCUUUCAUUUUGGUUCAUAUGGGAGAGAGGACCCAAUAGAAAGUGUAAAGAUCAGUGAAUCAGCUCAAAGUGAGACAAUGGAUGCAUCUGUCCCCAUCAGUCUCGCCCCAACCUUGCCUUCUCCAAUAUCUCGUCCUGAGAAGAAGACCUAUUGCUGUGCAGAAUGUGGAAAGGAGUAUGCCAGUCGCAGUGGACUGAAGGUGUGUGGAAAAUUAAAGAUAAAGAAAAAUUGCAUGUUCGAGUCCUAUGAGUUUUGCUCAACACUGCAUUACAUUUGAUACUUUUAUUUAGUGUAUCCUAUCUCUUUUUGUUCCCAGGGGCACAUGAAGCACCAUGGUGUGGUGACCAAAUCGGCACGUCCAUCAGGACGGAGCAGUCGGUCAACUGCUGACCAGCUUCAGUCUUCUUCCUUGAACAUUCCUGCCACAAGGAGCUCAGCAGGCUUCUGGAAUCAGUACCAAGCCUUCCUCAAUAGUAGUAAUGAAUCAAGUGAUAACCCAACCACUAGCAGCCAAGAAGAGAACGAGAUGGCACAGUCUACUCAGUCUCAGAUGGAUCCAAGAGUUCCUGAUGAAACUGGGGAAGAGUCUGGUGAAGGGUCAUAACUUGAGUCAGCGAGAUAAGCUUGAUUGUUUUCUGAUGUUUUCAAUAAAUGUUUACUUUUUGGUGAAACUGUAUGGGCAUUUGUAGUACUGCUUCCUAAACACAUUUUAGUAGCCUGUCAGUUUGAUAGUCAGAGUAAUAUGUUUGUACGUGAAAGUUGUGAGUCAACCAGCUUGGUCCUGUGUAAAAAACAAAACAAAACAAAAAAAAAAAGACAGCUAUUGUAAAAAUAAAAAUGCAAAUAUGGAAGAUGUGACAAAGUGAGUCCAGGUUUUGCUGGAUCUGUUGAAAAUGUGACAUAACAGUUGUCCAGAUGAAGUUGUCAAUAGUUUAAUGCACUUUCUAACAGAAAUAUCCCUGUUGUAUCAAUGUUUCAUAUUAGACUUGGGUCAAGUGAUUAUAUAUUUUUUUCAUUACUAAGAGCAGUAAGGGAAGGUUUAACAUGCACAACUGAACAAAUAUGACAAGUAGCCUAUAAAUAAGUCACAGAGAACUACAAUUGAAGAAUAGUCAAUCAAAACCUGCCAUUCAAUAAGUCGGCAGUCAAGGGCUCAGUAUGAUGUGCCACAUACCAAAUUGAUCCAACUGGCACCAAAGGAGGCUCAAGUUAACCAAAAGAAAAAUUUCUUUACAAAUGUAUCCCAACUUUUGUUUCAUAUCUGAAACAAUCUUUUCCACGAUUAUCAAAAGAAAUGCUAUUAACAAGGGGAAUAUAAAAUGACCAGUGUUUUACUGAGGAUUAUUAGGUCUUAAAUCCACCAUAACUUGUUUCAAACACUACUCACUCCAGUUGUUGUGGUUUAUUUUUCACCAUGUUGUCCUGUCUAACUAUAAACACAGCUGCAAUGUUUGUGAACCCAGUGAGGACAUGGUCUUUUGUGUGACCUUUGACCUUCAGCUUUGUGUAUAUUAUGGUUGUUGUUUGGUCUAAAAAGUACUAUGUGUAACACCUUUUUUUCAGUUACUAAAACUUUGAGUUUCUAUAAAUAUCAGAAGUCUGUCUGUUGUAAGAUGUACUUUCAGUAUCUCUGAAUUAAAAACCCCAUUUGAAAAAAAACAAAACCUUGCUAUUUCUUUUAGUAAAACUGUGCACAAUAUAAUUUUUUGUAACUACUGUGCUGACUUAUUUCCAGCAAAUACAUACUGUACAUUUGCAGCCAUUUUUGUCUAGUUAAAAUGUCAAUGAUUCCCAGCAGUCACACACCACUGAUUCCUGCUCACUGCCAAGAUAGUCAAAGCAUCCCUUUUUGUGUCCCCUCAACCAAGACGACAAGGGCA